AUGUCGGGUCCGCGUGCGUUCGACUUUGAGGAGGUCGAGGACCGCGACGGCGUCAGGCUCUCGUGGAACGUCUGGGCCGGAAGCAGGAUCGAGGCGACCAGGACCGUCGUGCCCAUCGGAGCGCUGUACACUCCGCUGAAGGACCGUCCCGACCUGCCGCCCGUCUUGUACGAACCCGUCACCUGCAAGGCUCCCUGCCGAGCCAUCCUCAACCCGUACUGCCAGAUCGACGUCCGCGGUAAGCUGUGGAUCUGCCCCUUCUGUCUUCAGCGCAACGCCUUCCCUCCCCACUACAAGGACAUCUCGAACAACAACCUCCCCGCCGAACUCCUGCCCCAGUACACGACUAUCGAAUACACCCUCUCGCGCCCCGCCCAAAUCCCGCCCAUCUUCCUCCUUGUCGUCGACACCUGCCUCGAGGAGGAUGACUUGAAGUCGCUCAAGGAGGCGCUCGUUGUCGCCAUCAACGACAUGCCGCCUCACGCGCUCGUCGGCCUCAUCACCUACGGAACAAUGGCCCAAGUGCACGAGCUCGGCUAUACCGAGUGCCCGAAGUCGUUCGUCUUCCGCGGCACGAAGGAGUACACGACCAAGUCGAUCAUGGAGAUGCUCGGCCUCGCGCCUCCAACCCGCCAAGGCGGACCCGGCGGCCCUCCUCCCAACGCCCCUCCUCCUGCUCUCUCCGGCGCAGCCCGUUUCCUCCUCCCCGUCUCGCAAGUCGAGUACAGCCUCACGACCAUCCUCGAGACGCUGCAAAAGGACGCAUGGCCCGUUCCGUCCGACAAGCGUGCGCAGCGUUGCACCGGCGUCGCGAUGAGCGUUGCAGUCGGCUUGCUCGAGACGACGUUCCCCAACACGGGCGCGAGGAUCAUGUUGUUCACCGGUGGACCGGCGACGGAGGGACCUGGAAUGGUCGUUGGCGUCGAGCUGAGGGAGCCCAUUCGCUCGCACCACGAUAUCGAGCGGGACAACGUCAAGUAUUUCAAGCGGGCGACGAAGUUUUACGAGGCGCUCGCACGACGCGCAGCACAGAACGGCCACGCCAUCGACAUCUUCAUCGGCUGCCUCGACCAGGUCGGACUGCUCGAGAUGAAGACGCUGUCGAACUUUACGAACGGCUUCAUGGUCCUUGCGGAUUCGUUCAGCAUGCAGCUCUUCAAGGCGUCGCUGCGUCGAGUGUUUGCGAAGGACGACCAGGGGCACUUGCAGAUGGGUUUCAAUGCAACGUUCGAUGUGCAGACCACGAAGGAGCUGAAAGUGUCGGGCUUGAUCGGCCACGCCAUCUCGGCGAACAAAAAGUCGGCUUGGGUCGGCGAGACGGAGAUCGGUAUCGGCCAGACGUCGGCGUGGAAGAUCUGCUCGCUCACGCCGCGGACAGCCAACGCCGUCUACUUCGAAGUCGUCACCCCCGCCGGCCAACCUCUCGCACCCGGCGCCCGCGGCACGAUCCAGUUCGUCACGCACUACCAGCACUCGUCCGGACAGUACCGUCUUCGCGUCACAACCAUCGCGCGGAACUUUGCAGAGCCGGGCAACCCGGCCAUCUCGGACAACUUUGACCAGGAGGCGGCAGCGGUGCUCAUGGCCCGCAUCGCGACGUACAAGGCCGAGAUCGAUGACAGCCCCGACGUCCUGCGCUGGCUCGACCGCAUGCUCAUCCGCCUCUGCCAGAAGUUCGCCGAGUACCGCAAGGACGACCCGUCGUCGUUCCGCCUCAACGAGAACUUUGUCAUCUACCCGCAGUUCAUGUUCCACCUGCGGCGAAGUCAGUUCUUGCAGGUCUUCAACAACUCGCCCGACGAGACGGCGUACUACCGACACAUCCUCAACUCGGAGGACGUCAACAACUCGCUCAUCAUGAUCCAGCCGACGCUGAUGAGCUACGCGCUCGAAGCCCAACCUGAAGCUGUCCUCCUCGACUCUAUCUCGAUUCAGCCCGACCGCAUUCUCCUCCUCGACACCUUCUUCCACAUCCUCAUCUUCCACGGCGACACGAUUGCGCAGUGGCGCAAGGCGGGUUACCAGGACCAGGACGGCUACGAGAACUUGCGAGACUUGCUCAAGCUGCCGCACGAGGACGCGCAGGACCUCCUCGCCGACCGCUUCCCUCUGCCUCGAUACGUCCAGACCGACCAGGGCGGCUCGCAAGCUCGUUUCCUGCUCUCCAAGCUCAACCCUUCGACGACGCACGCAUCCGGCGGCCAGUACGGCCAGCCUCCUGUCGGCGCAGCCAUCUUUACCGACGACGUCUCGCUGCAGGUCUUCAUGGAGCACCUCAAGAAGCUUGCGGUCACCGGUUCGAGCUAG
Rhodotorula toruloides NP11 is the source of this 2307-nucleotide messenger RNA. RefSeq names its product protein transport protein SEC23. The record is from RefSeq and is a predicted model, not a curated record. The transcript is spliced from 9 exons. NCBI's taxonomy places the organism in Eukaryota, Fungi, Basidiomycota, Microbotryomycetes, Sporidiobolales, Sporidiobolaceae. Gene Ontology annotation, molecular function: GTPase activator activity; zinc ion binding. Gene Ontology annotation, cellular component: endoplasmic reticulum exit site; COPII vesicle coat. Bases 1 to 2307 code for a protein of 768 amino acids. Gene Ontology annotation, biological process: intracellular protein transport; COPII-coated vesicle budding; COPII-coated vesicle cargo loading.